GUUCCUUGCUGCUCUCGGCCACGCAUCUGUCCAGUCCCCUGCCUAGCCCUGCUUCCUGAGUCCUGACUUAAUCACCAGCCUCGUGUUUCUAACUGUCCACCCUCCAGUUUCUAGCACCAGAUACCACCUAGAAAGGACCGAGGGGCCGGCCUGAGCUCCCGCAAUGUGCCAGGUGGAGUUUGAGCUGGCCUGUGCUGCUAUCAAGCAGUUGAAGGGACCUGUGAGCGAUCAGGAGAAACUGUUGGUGUACAGCUUCUACAAACAGGCUACCCAGGGCGACUGCAACAUCCCGGCCCCGCCCGCCACAGACGUGAAAGCCAAGGCCAAGUGGGACGCGUGGAACGACAAGAAAGGGAUAUCCAAGAUGGACGCCAUGAGGAUCUAUGUUGCCAAAGUGGAAGAACUGAAGAAAAAUGAUACUGGUUAAGGAAGGUAGCGUGUCAAUCAGAAUGAGGUAGCGCGGGGAGAAGGGCUUUUUAAAAGACCUGAAUGGCGGAAGUGUCCUGAAACGUAACCACCAUAGCUGGGGCAUCAAUAAAUCACUUACACCGCAUACAGUGAUUGUCUGCUGUUGGCAAAGCGAGGAACUCUAAGUGACUGUGAGAGUCCCGGGCAGGUGUCCACAAUAUAUAAAAAGCAUCUCUCCUGUGGGGAAAGUCCAUCAAAACUGGCUUUCUCUCUGAUUCUGAGUAGUCUUUCUAUUCCCAGAGUGUUGGUAGCUAUU
Molecule: messenger RNA, 724 nt
Organism: Equus quagga
Lineage: Eukaryota; Metazoa; Chordata; Mammalia; Perissodactyla; Equidae
Product: diazepam-binding inhibitor-like 5
Exons: 2
Coding region: 164-427 (87 amino acids)
Biological process (GO): fatty acid metabolic process
Cellular component (GO): mitochondrion
Molecular function (GO): fatty-acyl-CoA binding
Source: RefSeq, a predicted model, not a curated record